AUGGGAAACGGGGCCAGAGCCCAGCAGAAGCGCGAGCGCAACGCGACUCAAGGCAAGAGCGUUGCCAAGUCGCAGACCAAGAGCAGGGGCUUGCAUCCCGCUAACACUCAAGUCGCACAGAAUGAGAAGGCUAUGAACAUUCAGUGCCAGAUUUGCAAACAGACUUUCCUGCAGACUACCAAGGCGCCUGCUCUCCUCGAGCAUGCCUCCAACAAGCACAAGAAGGGUCUCGCGGAGUGCUUCCCCGGAGUGAGCGCCUAG
Messenger RNA from Penicillium argentinense, 261 nucleotides. RefSeq lists its product as uncharacterized. NCBI's taxonomy places the organism in Eukaryota, Fungi, Ascomycota, Eurotiomycetes, Eurotiales, Aspergillaceae. The transcript has 4 exons. The coding region runs from base 1 to 261 and encodes 86 amino acids. The record is from RefSeq and is a predicted model, not a curated record.